This is a messenger RNA of Ectocarpus siliculosus, 2103 nucleotides long. The record is from the annotation of a GenBank genome assembly. Lineage: Eukaryota; Phaeophyceae; Ectocarpales; Ectocarpaceae.
AUGAAGGUCUUUCUUGCUAUCGCAGCUUUGCUGUUGUUGCUGCCCUUGGUGGGCGCAGAAGUGUUCACGGUCUCUCCCGGCGAAAGUAUCCAGGAAGCCAUUGAGCUAGCGCAGCCAGGAGACACUGUGGAACUGAAAGAUGGCGAAUACACGGAGGAUCUCGUUACGGUUCGUGACGGCGAGCCCGACAAGCGCAUAACAUUAUCAGGAGGCCGCGGGGCCGUCCUGAAAGGAACCGGGAAAGAAAGCAGGCUUUUCCAAAUCCAUCAUUCGUACACGACCGUGGAUGGCUUCGUUUUGGAUGGGAAAAUCGGUAAAGGUGACAAGGCAGAGCACUACGUCGAUAAAGGCAUAUACGCUCACGGAAAUCGUGAGACUCGCGUCAUCAGACAGUACGGCGAAGAGUUUCGGAGUGCGAUCGACGGAUUGAUUAUUUCCAACAUGAAGAUUAUCAACUUCGGUGGCGAGUGCACGCGAUUUCGGUACUUCGUGACCAACCUGGAAUUCUUCGGGUCGCACCUGGAGAACUGCGGGGUUUACGAUUUUGUCUUCAAUGGGAUGAAAUCUGUCAACGGUGAAACGAUCUACCUAGGCACGUCAAGCAACCAGAUAUCAGACGGAAAAAAUCCUAGCGACGAGAUCGACCAGACCCGCUUCAUCCACAUACACCACAACGUCUUCAAGGGUCUCAGCAACGAGGUUGACGCAAAAGAGGGAGCUCAGUACAUACUGGUGGAAGAAAAUCAGUGCUCGACGCAGAAGGAUCCCAACUCCGGGUGCGUCGAUAGCAGAAGCGAUUACGUGGUCUUCAGGUACAACCAAAUUCAUAGUAAUGAUGGAGCUGGUGUUCGCAUCGGAGGUCACGAGGUCAAUGGAAAACAAUGGGGCCUGAACAACGAAGUGUAUGGCAACACGUUUUACGGCAACAAGGAGGGCGCUCUCAAGCUCCAGACUGGCCAGAAAGAGCACCCCCACCUGUGCGAGAACACUUGCAAAGGUGGCUGCGAGGUAUCGGGUUCGGCCAGCGAGGGGAAUGAGGACAUGGAGAAGAAGUGCUCCGACCUCAUGCCCAUAUUUUGGGUGGACGACACCAAGGCCGCACCCGACGCCGUGUCCGUCGGUGCCGAAGCCAGCAGCAUCGGCGGCGAGCCUGACGACGCGGCCGACGCCGACACCCGUGAACAUGAACCGGAGGCCGACUUUGAUGCUGCGGUAGAAGGCAGGGCCGAGCCGAAGCAGUCCGGCAAGUGCUUUCCGGUUCCGAUCGCGGACGUCAAGGCUUCCAGCGAAGAUGGAAAGCACACCGUGCACGCCGCCAUCGACGGGAAGGCGCUCACGCGCUGGAGCUCUCUCGGCAAGGGCGAGUGGCUCGAGAUCGAUCUCGCUUCCCCCCAAAAGAUAGACGCGAUCGAGAUGUCGUUUUUCAAAGGAGACGAGCGCACGCAGUCCUUCGAGGUUGCCGUCGACGGCAAAAACAUACUCCAAAACCAGGAGUCGAACGGCAAGACCCUGGCGCUCGAACGAUUCCCGUUCCCGAAAGCCGUAGACGCUUCUUCCUCCGUCACCAUCGAGGGCGGCGGCAAUUCCCAAAACGACUGGAAUUCGAUGACGGAGGUGAUCGUCUGCGGCGCGGAGGAGCAGCAGCAGAAAUCCCAAGAAUCCGAAGACGGACUGUGCUCCACGAUUGAGAAGCUGGACAUCGGUAAGGUCAGCGCCUCGGUCGACGACGGCAAGGACAGGGCAGCCACCAGCGUCAUCGACGGCGACCUCAAGACCCGCUGGGAGACGGAGGGACCAGAGGAGCAGCAUAUCUCUGUGGAUUUGGGGAAGCCGAUGACCGUGACCGAGCUCGGCCUGGCGGUGUUCGAGGGCGACAAGAUCAAGCAGUUUUUCGACGUCCUCGUCGAGACCGAGGAGCACGGCUGGGAGGAGGUUGUCAUUGAUGGCGAGAGCUUGAAGAGUAACGGCAUCGAGUCGUACGACAUCGGUAUGAAGGGCGUGACGACCGUCAAAGUCGUGUGCUACGGGUCCGAGGACCUUGCUUCGGGAGAGGGAAUCGAGCGUAACUCGUUCACGGAGAUCGAGCUGUACGGGUGUGUUUAA